This is a messenger RNA of Tuber aestivum (summer truffle), 662 nucleotides long. The record is from the annotation of a GenBank genome assembly. Lineage: Eukaryota; Fungi; Ascomycota; Pezizomycetes; Pezizales; Tuberaceae.
AUGACCCCACUGGCUAAAAGUCACAAUCGGUUUGGAGGGGCUAAUGUCGGGGGAAUGAACGAUUCAAUUUAUACAAGCCCCAAAGGUGUGAUAUUCACAAAUCCCAAUCAUUCCAUCUAGCUAUGGUACAGGACCAAUCUAGCCCCUGGUCCAGCUCCAUCCAACAUCCACUUCCCCCCAGAUCUAUGCACCCCUGAACCGUCCCGACGAGAGCACAUAAAUGUGAUUGUAAGCAUGCGAUCCUUGGCGAAGGGAUUGCACUGUAUACAAGCCCUAUAGGCUCCACAGAAUCCAAUACUAGCUCCUCCGCGAUUGGUGAGGUUAGAGCACUGAGUCUCCACAGCAUUCCAUUGGCAGCAAGAACCGCGGUUGAUGAGGCCGUCGACGGCCCCAAAAGCAUCGCUGGUCAGUGGCGAUGCGUGGGAAGUCUCGCAGAUUCCUUGUUCGGCCGUCGUGGGAUCGUUCCAGAGAGGGGAAUACAUUUCUUUGAGGGCUUCGUAGUUGCCGGCGGCUACGAGAGCUUUGACAACAUCAUAGUCGAAGGGAGAGACAUAGUCCUGUCCGAGAGCGGAUGGAAUGGCUCCGACGAGAGUAGCAGCAAGAAAGAGAAAGGCGGUGGUGAGGAGGAGUUUGAGCUGCAUUUUGAAAAGAGAAAUGGUUGA